CUUGGUAACGGUGGAGUGAUGUUGCAGCCUUGGAGGAACUUGCCUGCCCUCUCAGAACUGUAUCUCCCUUCCUGCUGCUACCAUGACUGCUGCACUCCUAGGGGAAUGAAGAAAAGGUAGCGCUGAUCCAAAGGCUAUGCUUGGAUGUGGGAAUCAUAGGACCCCUUCUUGGACCAAAAGUUGCCAUUUCCAUCUUUGAAAAGAUGCAAGCACAAGAGAUCCUAAGGAACCUGCGACUUCCAGAAUUUGAAGAUUUCAGCCAGUUUUUCCGAAGUUUGCCUGCUACCACUUUGGUCGGCAUUGGUGCCUUUGCAGCCGUUGUUGCGUAUUGGCUGGCUAGCCGGCCCAAAGCAGUGAAACCACCAUGUGACCUCCAGAUGCAAUCAGAAGAAGUUGAGGGCUGGAAUGGUGCACGAAGAUCUGUAAUUGGUGACAGCUCACAAUUGCUAACUCACUACUAUGAUGAUGCAAGAACCAUGUAUGAGGUUUUUAGGAGAGGGUUUAAUAUAUCUGAAAAUGGACCUUGUUUAGGAUUCAGGAAACCCAAACAGCCUUACCAGUGGCUGUCCUAUAAAGAGGUUGCUGAGAGAGCAGAAGCAUUGGGAUCAGGCUUACUCCAAAAAGGAUGCAAGCCAUCGACAAGUCAGUUUAUCGGAGUCUUUGCUCAAAACCGGCCAGAGUGGAUCAUUUCUGAGCUGGCUUGCUAUACCUAUUCUAUGGUUGUCGUUCCACUGUAUGAUACAUUAGGCCCUGGAGCCAUUCGUUAUAUUAUCAACACAGCCGAUAUUGCAAUAGUAGUUUGUGACAAACCUGAAAAAGCCAGAGUCUUAUUAGAACAUGUAGAGAAAAAAGAAACCCCAGGCUUGAAAUUCAUUAUUUUGAUGGACCCGUUCGAGAAGGAUCUUAAAGGAAGAGGAGAACAGUGUGGAGUCCAAAUCCAGGCUAUGCAGGAAGUAGAGGACUGCGGUCGAGAAUGUUGGCAUGCUCCUGUCCCACCUCGACCAGAAGAUUUAUCAAUUGUAUGCUUUACUAGUGGCACUACAGGUAACCCCAAAGGAGCAAUGCUGACACAUGGGAAUGUGGUUGCUGAUUUUUCAGGUUUUUUGAAAGUAACAGAGAGUCAGUGGUCUCCUACAUAUGAGGAUGUACACAUUUCCUAUUUGCCUUUAGCACACAUGUUUGAGAGAAUGGUGCAGUCUGUAGUGUAUUGCCAUGGGGGCCGAAUUGGGUUCUUCCAAGGGGACAUUCGCUUGCUGUCCGAUGAUAUGAAGGCAUUGCGCCCAACCAUCUUCCCUGUUGUGCCAAGGCUGCUAAACAGAAUGUAUGAUAAGAUCUUCAGCCAAGCAGACACCCCACUAAAACGCUGGCUUCUGGAAUUUGCCGCCAAGCGUAAAAAGGCAGAAGUUCAAAGCGGGAUCAUUAGGAACGACAGUCUGUGGGAUAAACUGUUCUUCAAUAAAAUACAGGCAAGCCUGGGUGGUUGUGUUAGGAUGAUUGUCACUGGAGCUGCUCCUGCUUCUCCCACUGUCUUGGGUUUUCUUCGAGCAUCCUUAGGAUGUCAGGUUUAUGAAGGCUAUGGUCAAACUGAAUGCACUGCUGGGUGUACCUUUACCACUCCAGGGGACUGGACAUCAGGUCAUGUAGGAGCACCUUUGCCCUGUAACCUAAUCAAGCUGGUGGAUGUAGAAGAACUUAAUUAUUUUUCUUCCAAAGGGGAAGGCGAGAUCUGUGUGAAAGGUCCAAAUGUUUUCAAGGGCUACCUGAAGGAUGAUGAGAGAACUGCUGAAGCAUUAGACAAAGAGGGAUGGCUUCAUACAGGGGAUGUCGGAAAAUGGUUGUCUAAUGGUACACUAAAAAUCAUUGAUCGAAAGAAGCAUAUAUUUAAAUUGGCUCAGGGAGAAUACAUUGCACCAGAAAAAAUUGAAAAUAUCUACAUUCGUAGUGAACCUGUCUCCCAGAUGUAUGUGCAUGGAGAUAGUUUACAGGCCUUUUUGGUGGGAAUUGUUGUGCCUGACACUGAAAUCAUGCCAGGCUGGGCCAAGAAGAAGGGCUUUGAUGGAACUUUUGCAGACCUUUGUAAAAAUAUGGAAUUGAAAAAAGCAAUAAUGGAAGACAUGGUCCAGUUAGGGAAAGAGAGUGGACUUCAUUCGUUUGAACAGGUUAAAGCUGUAUAUAUCCACUCUGAAAUGUUCUCUGUACAAAAUGGCUUAUUAACACCUACAUUAAAAGCUAAGAGACCAGAGCUAAGAGAAUACUUCAAGAAACAGAUAGAAGAGCUUUAUUCAAGCAUCUCCAUCUGAUAGCAGGGGAAGGUUCUUCAGAAUAAUGUACUCUGUAGCAAUAUUAGGAUAAUGCUGGAAAGUGAAAAGGAUGCAGUUGAAAUGAAUAAGCAUCUGACCUUCCACAUGAGCCUUCUGUUGUCUGAAGACACUGUCACUGAGUAAUUCCAUUGCCAUCUAGUUUUAGUUCCUCUUGUAAUGGAUGCUCUAGAAGAAUGCUUGAAAUGCAAUGGACUACAAGAAUUAAGCUGUUUUAAAUUCUACCCCCUCUGAAAGACAUCUUUGUUAUUAAAUGCUUUCAAAAUUCACUUAGCAAACAAAAAGGAAACAUUGGUUGAAUCUGCCAACUUUGUCUGAUAUUCUUAUGAUCCUGGAUGUUUUAGUCAUGUGACCUAUAGCAUUUCCAGAUGCCCCUUUGGAUGGAGACCUCUUAGAAGCAAGAUGUCUUUGCUAUGAUUGACAGGUUGUACAUCAUACACAAAGCUUCUUUAAUAUGGUAGAAUCUCCUCAACUGUUACUGAGUGUAAAUUUCACCAAGAAUCUCUCCUUGCAGCGGAGCUCUUAAUAGUACCAGAGUCCCAGUCAGGGACACAUUGGAGACAAAGACUAGUGGUCUACCUCAAAUAUUCUUUGAUAAUCAAAACCACAAACAAAUGUCACCCUGAUCUAGAACAUAAAGCUGAAAUGGUUUGUUUUUUAAAUGGCAGCCUUUAUUUUCUAUAGAACAAAACACUGAAUUUAUUGAGUAAUCAAUUCAUAUAAGAAUUUGGAUAGAAAGAAUUUGGAUUUCAUAUCUGCUAAGUGCAGUAUACCUGGUGGCACAUUGUGGAGGAAUACUAACCUGUAAUUUUCAGAAAUAGUAUAGGUCUGAAAGAGUGUAACUGUAGAACUGAGUUUAUGGAUAAGAGCUCAUGCUUUGAAAUGUGGCUCUGUCCCCGAGGUAGUUCCACUUUUCUAAAUCAUUGCCACAGUAAACCCUAGAUAGGGAAGCUGUCUUAUGACUAUGACACCAGGUGCUGUUUCUAAUGCAGUUAAGCAUUAAUGGGCCAUCUGAAAAACAUUUCCCUUUCUUACAUACACCAAUGAAAGCAACCAUUGUCAGUCCAACAUUACUUCCAUGCUACCACUUUCAUACGACUGUAUCCACAUAGGGAAAUUUGAGGAAAAGAGUCAGGGAUCUUUGGGCCACCAGAUGUUUUGGACUUCACCUCCCCAAACAUCUAGCCUGUAUGAUCAAUAAUAAGAGGUUGUAAAAACUGCCCUGCAAAUCAUCUGAAGGACCAAAUGUCCCCCACAACAUUCUUCUUUUUCAAUGCUUCUAAACAUUUCAAAGAUAUCAAGAAUUAAAAUCAUCCUUUGCCGGAACCUACUAAACUGAAUUCACAAUUACAUUAAAAAUGGUAUAAAGUAAUUUCACUAUAUCAAGAUAACAGAUUAUCUAGAGAAUACAAACUUUUCAAUUUUUCUAACCUAUGCUAAAAAGACUAAGCUAUUCCUCCAUACCUUUCUGGAAUGUCUUGCCUUAGCUGGAAAAUGAAAUAAGGCAGUGAAGUUCUCAUGCAAAAAGUAAUUUAUAAAAAUUUCUUUAAGGCUUCAGAAAGUGAUUGUGUGUUUCAUGCAGUAUUUUAGGUACAGAAGAAAUAUGUGUGUAAAUGCCCAGCCUUAAAGGGAUUUAUUCUUCACCUUCCUUCUCUAGUCAUAUCAUGCAAAACAAGGACAAAUAUGGCUUGGUACAGACUUCUAUAUUUGUCAAUCCUAGAAUGAUGACACUGUGGUCAUGACAUUUAGUGGUCCAAUAGUAUACAUAUGGGGCCAAUCAUAAAGGUACUUGGAACCUGGAAAAGUCGCUUCCUUGGAUUACAACUUGCUUGGGAUUUCUGGAAGCUGUAGUCCAAAGAAAGACCCCCCCCCCAAAAAAAAAAUGUUGACCUUGUCAUCACCCUUAUUCUUAGAUGAUCAACAAAUGUUCUGGAAUGACAUACCCACAUAGCUAUAUGUUUUUAGAUAUUGCGACAAAACUUAGACUGAAAUCACAUUAUGAAUCUUACAAUGCAGUUAUGAUGGGCACGUUACAAAGCAGACGCACCUAGCUUGAGCUAUUCAUGUUUUUUAAAAUUACUUAUGAAUUCAUUCCAAAAGUAAAUGACCAGUAUUUAGAUCAAUUGUUAGAGCAAAAUACUUAUACAAGGAUAUAUUUGCUUUCACUUGGGUAAUGUCAUAGAUUGUGAGACAAUUGUGCUUUGAAACUUUCUGUUUGUAGGGAAAAUAUUUAGGAUCAGAAUUGUAAUACCUGGAUCCAAACAAAUGUUGCUAGUAUGAGUUUGUGAUGUAGUGUAUCAGCUUCUACAAGCACAACAGAAGGAGCUGUGGGAUUGUACUAACAGGCAAGAUUUGUGCCCCAAUCCAAUCAAACGUAUGAAAUCCUAGUCACAACAAAGUCAAUGACGCUUGGGCAGUGGACCCUAGAAUUUCAUAUAUAUUUUGAUUCAGAUAUAAAAUUAAGAGUUCAAAAAAUAACAUCCCACUGUGACACAAACAUUACUGGAGUGAAAUGAAUAUACAUUUGAUGGCUGCUGUUAUAAAUUUGGAGCAAAUAACAAGCUCUAUAAUAAAACUGAAAUAAUUCAAAGUAUGCCAGGAUGGGUUUUCCCUUCUAAGAUGCUUUGAGAGCUGGUUCAUACAUGCAUGUUUAUCAUUUCAUAAUUUGCAGCUGUACAUGUGAAUAGUGCCUAUUAAAAAGGAUCUAUAGCAUGGAUGGGGAAUUUCUGGCCACAGGACCAAAUCCCAUCCACUGGGGAUCAUAAUAUCAUUUAGUGGUUUCCCAGUUUUUGAAUAGCCUUUCCCUACUGUUGAAAUUCCUCUCCUAAUGCCCAGUUAGGAGCACUAAAAGUUUUGAGAUAAAUGAGACUGGUAUCUUUGAUUCUGCCCAGUGUCCCCAACCCAAAGAAUUUGUUUGGAGUUGAAUUCAGUCAUCAGAACUAGACUUGUUUGAACGAAAUAGCAUAAGGCGAUAUGACAAUUCUAUGAUAUCUAUUGGGUCACUACCAUGUCAUUUCAAUUUUCAACUGCACUGAGUGAUGAAUGUGCAUGUUUGAAUCUAUCAUGGAAGUUAGCCAAGAUCCAAUAAUCAAUCUGCAGGAUCAUGGCGAGCUAUCUAUAAUAUUAAAAAUAAUUUCCAUGAUUUUAGAGAAUGCUGCAUAAAUUUACAGUAGGAAUAUAUAUCUUGGCCAAAUCUUACUUGUGAGCUAAGGAACAUACACAAAUUAAAAAAAAACAAUAUUGGGAUUUCAUUUUUUUAAAACACUUGAAUUCAGUAGUGGGAUUCUGUAUAAAAAAGACAGCUAUUCCUUUGCAAGUAUUUUUAUUGAAAUUAAUGGUAACAAUAACUGCAAAAUCCUGUUUAUUUGGAUUUGAUUGUUACUGUUUAUAUCCAAAAAUAGUUUUUGUCUUCCAACAGUUUUCUUGGAAUGAAACAAAUUGACUUGAAA
Anolis carolinensis (green anole) is the source of this 5767-nucleotide messenger RNA. RefSeq names its product acyl-CoA synthetase long chain family member 6 (gene acsl6). Lineage: Eukaryota; Metazoa; Chordata; Lepidosauria; Squamata; Anolidae. Gene Ontology annotation, biological process: long-chain fatty acid metabolic process. The transcript is spliced from 21 exons. Gene Ontology annotation, molecular function: long-chain fatty acid-CoA ligase activity. Bases 204 to 2300 code for a protein of 698 amino acids. The record is from RefSeq and is a predicted model, not a curated record. Gene Ontology annotation, cellular component: membrane; endoplasmic reticulum.